AUGGAUGGUGCAUUGCAGAUUCGAGACUACUUUUACGCAGGGUUUAACAACUACUGCCUGAAGACCUACGAGCACUUGGGAGAAGAAGAAAAAAUGCAAGCAGCGGAGUACAUAUAUCAAAUUUAUAUGAUUAAUAAUAUGAACAAUAAUUUAAUUUUAAACUUAAGAAAUUCAAAAGAGGAAAAUUUAUAUUUGUUGUAUUUAUAUUACAAAUAUUAUUAUUUAGACGAAAAAGAAGACGUGUUAACAGAAAUAAAAAAAAUAAAAACGUCAUCAACCAAUAGCACUAUAUUAAAAAGUAGAAUACUUUUUGAGCAUGAUUUGAUGGAUGAAUGUUUUGAUUUAUUAAAUGACGAUAAUAUUGAAAUAAAGGCGGCAAAAUUUUUUUUUUUAUUUAGUAUAAAUAGAAACGAUUUAGUUAAAGAAAUGAUUGAUGAUUACUUAAAAAUGAAUGAUGAAAUACCGAUUAUAAAAAUUGUUCUAGCUAUUUUUUAUUUAUAUAAUGAUAAUAAUAAAGAGUCUUUUUUAAUUUUUGAUGAUUUAGAAUCUCUCUAUACUUCCGUCGUCAAUGAUAUAUCAGCUGUUAUUUUGAAUGGUAAAGGGGUAUCUAAUAUUUUAAAUUAUGAGUUUAAUGAUGCAAAAGAGAUUUUAAAAAAUUCCAUGAAAAGUAAAAUUUGCAAUGCCGAUAUAAUUUUUAAUUUAGUUACAUGUUCUUUGUAUUUAUUUGAGUUAGACGAAGCCAAUGAGUAUUUAAAUCAACUAUAUAAUUUUUACCCAUCGCAUCACAGUUUGACUGUUUUGAAGAAAAUUGACCACGAGGUUGAUAAUUUUGUAGCAGAAUUUUAG
Plasmodium malariae is the source of this 846-nucleotide messenger RNA. RefSeq names its product coatomer subunit epsilon, putative (gene SEC28). Gene Ontology annotation, cellular component: COPI vesicle coat. The record is from RefSeq and is a predicted model, not a curated record. The transcript has 2 exons. Bases 1 to 846 code for a protein of 281 amino acids. Gene Ontology annotation, molecular function: protein binding; structural molecule activity. NCBI's taxonomy places the organism in Eukaryota, Apicomplexa, Aconoidasida, Haemosporida, Plasmodiidae. Gene Ontology annotation, biological process: endoplasmic reticulum to Golgi vesicle-mediated transport; retrograde vesicle-mediated transport, Golgi to endoplasmic reticulum; intra-Golgi vesicle-mediated transport.